GAGAACAUCUAACUUCACAUUUUCAGAUAUGGAAAGUCACACUUGCUUAGGAGAUUGCUGAAGUAGUGGUGGCCAUUUCAUAGGAUCUGUGAUGGAUUUCAGGAAAGUUGUUCAUAAUGCUGCAGAUGAGAAUGCUCGAAAUGACGAUACGGAUAGUGAGUAUAGCGACAGUGAGAAAAUUGGCUUCAUUCCAAAAAAGGAGGAUAAAGAAAGUGGGAGCACAAGUGACAGUGCUGAAGAGGAUGAGUCUGGUGACAAAAGAGAUGCAGCUGUUGAGCGAAUGCUGAAAGAAGAGGAAGAUAGAGAAAAAGAAGCUGAAGACAUAGACUACAGUAAGGCUUACAGUAUUGUGACAACUGAAGAAGUGACAGAGCAGGCAUCGCAAACUGAAGGCGAGGCGUUCAGAAUUCUCCAUCAUGAAUGUGAUUCCCAAAGUCCUGGAGUAAGAAAAUGUCUUGAAUAUCUGAGGCUACACAUGUGGGCAUCCCUAUCAAGAGCUCAGUAUGUCAGUCUGUUAAAAGACUUUGUUGAGUCUGAAUUCUUUGUAAUAGAUGGGGAUUCCUUACUACUUAUGUUUUUAGAUGAGACAACACACUAUCUGAACUUCUUCUAUCAAAUUGAAUGCUUCCUGCAGGAUUUCACUGACAAAGGAGCAAAAUAUGUCAUUGCUUUCUUCAAGGAUGCAGAACAGAUGUACUUUCCGUAUCCUCAUUUUCUUUUCUUACGUACUGCAUUAAUAGAACACCUGAGGCAUAACACAAGCAUCACUGUUCAUACAGAAUUUUCCAAUUGUUUAUCAUCCCAAUGGGAGAUUUUCCUGAAGAAAAGCUAUCCUUACUUCAUCAUUGUAUCUGACAUAGGACUGAGCUCUCUCCAGAAUUUGUCUAUUUUAAUUGCUCAUUCACUGUCAAAGAAAAUCAACGUUGUGCUCACUUCAGGACAGGAGUAUGAUAUUCUUAGAGUUUACGGAUAUCAUGUUCAGAGUGUGUAUAAGCACAGAUUAUUUUUUGUAAAGCAUGAACAAGAUCUGCGAUAUGCCUAUGGAAACCUAGUCAAGUACAAAAAUCCAUUCAUGUGUCUAUAUGAACAUUUCAAGCUGAGCCUGAAAAGCAUACAACAAGAGGUUCACCAGAUUGUCUGUCUGUUGAAACAACUGUGGCCUGAAGGAUCUGACAUUCGGCGUGUGAUCUGUGUCCUUGCUUGUGCUGUGGGAUUAAAAAUAUACAGCAACAUGUUGGAAAAUGCAAAUAAUUCCAUGGGAACAAAGAAAAAGCGAUCAGCAAGAGGAAGAAGUAAAGCCUUAUCUCUAAAAGAAGCAGCUGACCUCUGUAGAAUGCAGUGCCUUGCAGUGACUUUUCUUCUUCGUAUGCCUCUUUCACAGAGAGCUCAGAUUAGGAUCAUGAAAUCAUGCUGGACUAAGCAAGUUUUAUCAUUUAUAAAAAUGCAACAGUUGUGUAUGCAUUUUGCUCUGACACAGCUAAGCAAUACAAAUGAUUGGAAAUUGGAUUUAACUUACCUGCCAGACUUAUAUGAUGAUUCACUGCUCAUAAAUCUUGCAUAUUAUUAUGAGGUCGAAUACAAUAAAGGAUUAAAGUUCAAAAAGGAAUUGGGGAAAGAAAUGGAGGAUGAAUACCAAUGUUUAUGGGACACUGUAAGAAAAUUGACUGUGAAAUACUGUUUUGGAGAUGCUUUCCCAAUACGAAACACCUCCCAACCAUUUCUUGAUCAGCAACAUACGUUUUUUAGAGAGUAUGAAGGAAAAAUUCCUAACAUUGGACUAAUUUCAGUGGAAUCUGAUCUUGUUGAAGAUUAUGCUGGAGAUGUUUUGAAAGACCUACCUGUUUUAAAAAGCAAUGAUCCUGCAGUUACUUCACUUAUUAAACACAAGGAAUUUGAUGAGCUUCGUCACUGGCAUUCUGGCAGACCUUUGACUGAGGAAUAUGAGCGAGUACGGUGCACUGCUGAUGCGAAAUCCAAAGGUCCAGCAGAAAGAAGACAAAUUCAGAAGUUACAGGCUUUUCGUCAUUUUUACGGGAGCACUUUGGAAGACGCCACUUCAAAACUUAUUGUUCAUCAAGAGGAUGUGUCAGGGAGUGCUGAUGCUGCUGUCAAGAAGACCCAAAAGAAGCAUAAAAGUAAAGUGGAAAAAAUUGCAGAGGAAAACACCAGGCGAUUAAGAGCUAAGGAAGAAAAGAAAGAAGAGGAGCAAUGGAAAGCCUUGUGUAUACCAACUGAAAAAGAAAUAAAAGCAGAUGUGACUGCUGGAAUAAGUAAAUUGGAGAAGUUUCUCAAGGCUCUUAAAAGUAAAUCUGUGAAGUUCAGUGUAGAAAUGACAGGACUGUCUGCCUGUUUAGAAGCGUGGAAGGAACACUGCAAAACACAAGGCAGCAAAGAUAAAGAUUUAAGCAAAGCUGUUCAAGUCAUGAGGAGACUUCAUAUUCUCCUUGAAAAAUAUCAAGAUAUGUUGGAGAAACCACAUCUAGAAAAGCUGACCAGAUGUCUUAGAUAUCUUGGAUUUGAGAAUUUGGCAUGCUCCCUAUCUGGCCAGGCAGGAGAAAGUAAUGAUAAGAAGAUUAGCAACUAUGCUAUCAAAGUGGGUCCAGCUCGCUUUCAGCUACAAUACAUGGAUUAUUACUUGCUCAGAGAAGAGAGACAUGAUCCAGAUCCCCGAGUGCAACAUUUCAUACCUGACACAUGGCAGCGGGAACUUCUUGAUGCUGUAGAUAAUAAUGAGUCUGCAGUGAUUGUUGCUCCCACUUCGUCAGGAAAAACAUACGCAUCAUAUUAUUGCAUGGAAAAAGUUCUGAAAACAAGCAAUGAAGGGGUUGUUGUGUAUGUUGCUCCUACAAAGGCCCUUGUAAACCAAGUGGUAGGAACUAUAUACAGUCGGUUCACCAAGAAACUUCCGGAUGGAUUGGUAGUGUGCGGAGUCUUCACGUGAGAUUAUCGCCAUGAUGUUAUGAAUUCUCAGAUACUAGUGACCGUGCCUCAGUGUUUAGAAAUCCUGAUGCUGUCUCCUCGUUGCCAGAAGUGGGCCAAACAGAUACAAUAUGUUAUAUUUGAUGAGGUCCAUUGUCUUGGUGGUGAAAUUGGAGCAGAGGUUUGGGAGCACAUUUUAGUAACAAUUCGAUGUCCGUUUUUGGCACUCUCUGCUACUGUCAGUAAUCCAGAACACCUAACUGAGUGGUUACAGUCUGUGAAGAGGUAUUGGCAAUGUGCUGAGAAAAGAAUAGAAAGAAGCUCUGCAAACUCUGAGAAGAACUUUUCAAGAAAAUAUAAAGGGAAAUCUAAAGUCCAAGAACAAAAGCAAUCAUACCGUGUUAGACUAGUCUUGUAUGAAGAAAGAUACAAUGAUUUGGAAAAGUAUGUGUGUUCUCUAAGGAGCAGGGAUUUUCUCAUUGAAUACUAUCAUCCGUGUGCUGCAUUAACAGUGAAUCACAUUGAGAACUACGGUAUUCCUUCAGAUCUUUCUCUGUCUCCACGAGAGAGCAUCCAGCUUUAUGACACAAUGGUAAAAGUCUGGCGAGGGUGGCCGAGGGCCCAGGAGCUAGAUCCUGAGGCAUUUGUCUGUUUCAAGAAUAAAGUAGUAAUAAAAAAGGCAGAUGUGAGGAAAUACGAACAGGAACUGAAGAAAGAACUUAGCAAAUGGAUUGUUCUUGGCCAAAGACAGAAGGUGAAUGAGCUACUGGAGUGCCUUAAGCCAAAACCCGUGGAUUGCUCAGAAGAAGAAAAGUGGAAGCAUUUUGCAAGCUUUGUUAAUAGAUUACAUGAGAUGGAUAAGUUGCCUGCUUUAUUUUUUAUAUUUAACGUGGAUACAGUGGAAAGUGCAGCCAGGAAUAUAUUCCUUUAUUUGCUGAAAAAACAAAGGCGUAUACAAGGCUCUGAUAUUGAGCAGGAAAGAAACCGAUUUAGGGCCAAACUAAGAAAAGUGAACAAAAGGGUAGGAAAAUUCAACCCUGCGGAUACCAAAAAGGUGAACCCCAGUAAAAUGGAAAACACUGUGGUGCUUUUGACUAAAAAAACCCAAUUGGAAAAAAGACUUAAAGGGCUAACUGAUAUCCCUUCUUCAUGUACUUACGCCAAUCCUGAAGCGGUGGAUGAAGAUACUUUGAUGAAGAUUUUUCAUCGACUUAGAUUUGAGAGAAGAGGUUAUCUGCAGCAAAGGUUGGCACUGAGGGGCAUUGGGUAUCAUCACGCAUCUAUGUCCAGCAAGGAAAGACAAGUAGUGGAGAUGCUUUUCAGGAUGGGCUAUAUCAAGGUAGUCACAGCCACUUCAUCGCUUGCUCUAGGAAUCAACAUGCCAUGUAAAUCUGUUGUCUUUGCUGAAGAUUCUGUCUUUUUAGAUGCCCUAAAUUACAGACAGAUGUCAGGACGUGCUGGAAGACGGGGAUAUGAUAUGAUUGGAAAUGUGUUCUUCUAUGACAUCCCAAUGCCCAAAGUUGAAAGACUUAUCAAAUCCAACGUACCUGAGUUGAGAGGCCAGUUUCCUCUGACUAUUUCCUUAAUAUUGAGACUGAUGCUCUUGGCUGAAAAGGCUGAUGACAAAGAGGAUGCCAAAGCAAAGGCAUUGUCAGUGUUGAAGCACUCACUGAUGUCGUUCAGAAAAGAAAGAUAUGCUCAAAUACUAAAAAUUUAUUUUAUGUUUUCCUUGCAAUUUCUGAUCAAAGAGGGCUACUUGGAUCAAAAAGGUAAACCCAUAGGAUUUGCUGGACUUGUGACACACUUGCACUAUCACGAACCUUCAAAUUUUGUUUUAGUGAGCUUUCUUGUGAAAGGUUUAUUCCACAAAUUGUGCCAACCGAUUAAAGGCUCAGCUGUUUUUGCAGAAGAUGUCCUGGAAAAGCUAGUGCUCAUUCUAGCCAACCUCUUUGGGAGAAAAUAUCUUCCAGCCUGCUCAGUGAAAUACAAACACACAUUUUGCCAGUCAAAGGUCUUUCUAGAAGAUCUGCCAGCAGACUUUGCAGAGGCUGUAAAUGAGUACAACACCAAAGCAGAGGAAAAUUUUGCUCAUUUUCUUCUGACAACUACCAAGCUGGCAGAUAUGGAACAAGAAUACAGACUUCCACUGUCAAAGACAGAUUUUACACCCAAGAAUUGGCAUGGCUCUGAACUAGCAUCUUAUUUGAUGGACACCACCAAAAGCGUAUUUGCCAUCUCACCUUUUGCCUGUGUAUCUGGAAUGGUUGAUAACGAUCUAUUUCUUGGGGAGAGCAUUAAUAAAGCUGUCUUACGUUCCCUUGGAGUUAAUGUCACAAACUGCCCCCUUCUUUAUUUGAACAAGUAUGAUAACCAAGGAAGGAGGCAGCCACUCAAUGCAUAUGCACUGGACUUCUAUAAGCAUGGAUCCUUGAUUGCACUGACAACUGAUAACUGGUUAAAUGAAGGAGAUGCUUACUAUGCACUCAAGGAGUUUUCACUCAUCAUUAAGUCUAUGGGAACAUCACUGAGUGAACUGUGUGAUGAUCCAAAUGACAAUGUUCUACUGGCAUUUCAACAACUGGGCAAAAUCUAUGAAGAGAAACUGCAGUGUAUUACCUGAAGAAAAAAGGGUGAGGGAGAGGGAGAAGCAGCAGUACAUAAUAGUCCUACCACACAGUUCAGCUGCCUUUUAAGUUAGGAAGUGACUAGGUCUGAAUCAUCAAAUAUGUUUCAUAAUCAAGUUUUAGUAAUAGCCGAUAUUAGUAAUACAAAGUUUACUUCAGAACAUUAACCUUUAUAAAUUGACAUUUUAAAUAAACUAAAUAAUUGUUUCUCAUAGGUUAACAAACAAGGUAAUGGCACUUUUUUCCCUAUGCAGUGGUAUAUAUGUUAAGGUAGCUCUCAGAAACAAGCUGAACAAAUGUCACAGUUCUGGCAGCUGGUGAGAUUAGCCUCUCGGUGGGACAGCACUGGAAACUUUCAGCACAUUUGUGAAGGAUGUUCAGCAAUUACUUUGGCAAUUAUAAUCAAAUGGAUUGUUUUAAUUAUAUUCCAAGGUUUCUAUGAAGUUCUGAAGUAGUACCUUCAUGAAUUGUUAUAAAAGCUUUUAAACUGAUCUGCAGUUUUAGUCUACAAAAAUUUAAGUAUAAAGAGUUUUAUAUCAGUACAAUGUACUUUGAUUAAUAAAAUGUUCCAACCAUAGCUAGAAUUGCUUCAUUUUUAACCCAGUCUAUCCUUAAGAGUCAAAAAGACCCAGGACACUUCUAGCAUACUUGUCAAAAAGUCCCUUGCAAUACAAAUUAUUGAGUUUAGUGAAAUAUAUUUCCUAACUAUUCUCUUGGGUUUUGCUGGGAAGAACAGUUUUCAACAGUAUUUUCUUAUUAUUACUGAAAACUCUUCAGUUGAACACGACAUUUUAGUCUACUUGUAGUCUGAUAAUAUAUUACAUACAUACUAAUGUUCACGUAGCUUUGGAGAAUUAGGCUUUGACAACAAGCCUCAUUGCCACACACAAAUUUAUAGUGAUGACCAAGACAGUGAUGCAAGUUAUUCUCUGUUGAUGAUGAGUAAAAUGUGCAUUAAGGACAAUUCAGAAUCCCAUUUCUUCAAAUUACCUCUGGUGUUCAAAUGAUCACUGAUGAAGUCUGUAACCUGAAAUCUCUUUAGGCAGCAUUAAACUACAUGCAAGAUGGUACUAGGAGAUACUGGGGGGAGGGGGGAAAUCUGUAUGUAGUCAGGUAGCGCAGCUGAGCUACCAUCAACUGACUUAAACUUCUUCCAGUUUCUUAACGUGUGAAACAAAAUGAUGACAGAAAUGGAUCAUAGUGGGAGAAAAAGACCGAUCUAACUCUGCCUGGAAAAUAAAAUUUACUCAAAUUAUUCUUUACUGUCUGGCAAGUCAUGCCAUAUACAGAUACAUCUUCCACAACUCUUCCUCAACUACCUCAAGGUAAAACUGGCUUUACUUUACCUUUCCAUGUUCAUGUUUCCAAAAAUAAAUGGAGUAAUCUUUUUAUAUAAGACACAAUUAACUGACCAAGGAAUAAAGUUGGAAAUUGGUCCUAC
Messenger RNA from Strigops habroptila (Kakapo), 6984 nucleotides. It is a transcript of the gene DDX60, whose product is annotated as DExD/H-box helicase 60. Lineage: Eukaryota; Metazoa; Chordata; Aves; Psittaciformes; Psittacidae. Gene Ontology annotation, cellular component: cytoplasm. The record is from RefSeq and is a predicted model, not a curated record. Gene Ontology annotation, molecular function: ATP binding; nucleic acid binding.